CAGGAGUGUCCGUCUACGCGCUCGCACGCGUUUCAAUGUUCAACCCCUCGAGUUCUUCUCCAAUUAUUUCACCUCGUCACCUUAACAACCAACUCACAACCCUCUUCUUCCGUCUUUUUCUCGACACCUAAACAUUCCACCUCCCUCGCACUCUCUUUUUUUUAUCUCAAUUCAGAUUGUAACUUGACAUCUGGAUCAUCAAUAAAACUUUCUAGAGAGAUACUUCGUCAAGUUCGUUUGGGCAGUUUGUCAUAAUUUCCCAAGCAACUUCGAUUGAAUCAUUUCUCAACUAACCAUUACCGUAUUCAUCCCAUUGCGCUGCACAAAAAAAGAACCAUCAUCUCACUGCGCAAUUCUUUGUCCCCUUUCUUCACUUAAUUAUCAUCUCGACUUCCAUAAGUAAUCUCACAAAGCUUCGCGCAUCUACUUUCCAAAUAAUCUCGUAGCCAUCAUGUCUUAUCGAAUCGAACUCGCCACCAGCGCCCGUGCUGGUUGCCAAGAUACCGUAUGUAAAUAUGAGCAAGCGAAGAUUCAAAAAGGUGAUCUUCGCUUCGGUAAUUGGGUUGAGGUGCAGGACCAUGGCUCAUACAAAUGGCGACACUGGGGUUGCGUCUCUGGCUUAUCUAUCAGUCAUCUGCAGGAGGCCAUUAGUGACGGCAAGGGCGGUUACCAGUGGGAUAUGAUCGAUGGUUACGAUGAAUUGGACGAUCAUCCUGACAUACAGGAGAAGAUUCGACGCGUCGUCACUCAAGGUCACAUUGACCCUGAGGAUUUCAAGGGCGAUCCCGAAUUCAACAAGCCUGGCCAGAAGGCUAUUCGUGGGCGUGCUAAGAAAUCAAAGAAGGGUGCAGAUGAGGACGAAGAAGAGGGUGAGAAUUCUCCUAAGGCUCCCAAGAAAACCGCCAAGCGUGGUCGCAAGAAGGCCGAUGAUGAUGAGGAAGAAGAAGACGUUAAGCCCGCCAAGAAGAAGGCUAAGGGCGGUCGCAAGGCCAAGAAAGCUGCUGAUGAGGAUGAGGAAGAGCCAGAGGAGCUAGAGGAGGAGGCUGCCCCUGUCAAGACCCCUGCCAAAGCACCAGCCAAGGCAUCUACUAAGGCAUCUACCAAGGCAUCUGCUAAGACUACUGCUAAGAAGACUGGAGGCAAGAAAGCGGCUGAGGCUCCUGCCGAUGAUGCCGUGUCCGGCAGCGACAACGAGGAACAGCUAGAAGAGGAAGUUGUUUCUUCAAAGGCCAAGGCCAAGGCCAAGCCGAAGCCUAAGGCGAAGAGCGCUCCUAAGGCGAAAGCCAAGGCUGCCCCAGUUGAGCAGGACGAGGAAGAGGAGGAGCCUGCACCGAAGCCAGCCCCUAAGGCGAAGGGUAGUCGCAAAGCCAAAGCUAAGGUCGUCGAACCCGAGGAGCCUGAGGAGCCUGAGGAAGCUGAGAAAGAGGAAGAGGCAGAGGUUGAGGCUGCUCCCGCUCCGAAGCGCGGACGCACUCGAGGCCGCCCCAAGAAGGCGUAAAUCACUGGCUCCCACUCGAUAUAACGAAUAUCGACGAUCGGAACGGGUAGUAGUGAUAAUGGCAUGGGCUUUCUUGGGCUUUAUUGCGGUUCAACUUAAGAGGCUGUCCCUAUAGGGUUCAUUGAAAACUCUCAUACUCAUCAUUUACUAUUACAUCGGAAACUGCAGUAGUCCUCUGGCUGAGGGGGCAUCUGCAACAAAUGCGCGCGUGCUUUUUCGUUUAGCAGGUUUGUGAAUCUAUGCGGGGAUAUUGAGAUGAGAGAUUUCCUUUUCUCGCUUUCAUGGUAUCCGUAAUCUCAGGAGGAGUGUGCAGAUGGGAGUUUUGCUGAGAGAGAUACCAAUUGAUGCUUUAGGUCCUUGCUGUUACGCCAAGAUUGGUAUCUGAAUUGUACUUAGCUGCACUUCAUGAUGAAUACAGGACAUGACACGGCCGUGCUAUCGGGACUUAUGAGUGGUGAUCCUGCGAACUGACCCCUGACAGACAUUUGACGCUAAUAAUUGCUAUAUUAGUUAAUUAGUACAUAUGGCUAUUAA
Annulohypoxylon truncatum is the source of this 2032-nucleotide messenger RNA. Its product is annotated as putative ubiquitin-conjugating enzyme. Lineage: Eukaryota; Fungi; Ascomycota; Sordariomycetes; Xylariales; Hypoxylaceae. The record is from RefSeq and is a predicted model, not a curated record. Gene Ontology annotation, molecular function: zinc ion binding; DNA binding. Bases 452 to 1498 code for a protein of 348 amino acids. The transcript has 6 exons.